AUGCUUUCAUUUAUGUUGUUGUCUGUGCUCUUGCUCACACUUCUGGCCAUUCUGGGACUGCAUGUGCUGUUGAAUCUGAUGUGGGUUUCACCCUGCUGGCUCUCCAUCUCUGACUCCUGGUUGGACGGGUUUGACGUCCAACGGCUUAGGGUCCAGCGUGUUCGACUAAUUAACCCUAACCGCUCCGUUGCCUGGGUGAAAAUAUAG
This is a messenger RNA of Histoplasma mississippiense, 207 nucleotides long. RefSeq lists its product with no specific name. The transcript is spliced from 2 exons. NCBI's taxonomy places the organism in Eukaryota, Fungi, Ascomycota, Eurotiomycetes, Onygenales, Ajellomycetaceae. The coding region runs from base 1 to 207 and encodes 68 amino acids. The record is from RefSeq and is a predicted model, not a curated record.